GACAGUGGAGGAGAGAAGUUUGUGUUCUGACUCUCCGGUGCAUUUUAUAGAUUUUGCUUCGUUCUAAAACAAAGUUAAGGCUGUAUUACGCUAUAUAGCGGCCCAAACUGCAGUGUUUCUGUUCAGUUUUACUGCGGAACAGCUAGAGAAGCAGUUCAGCGGACUGUGGGGUACUGGUGCACAGCGGCGGACUGAGAGCUGGGGGAGCUGCGGUUGCUAACACUUGUCUUGAGCGGCGUGUCCGGGCUUCGUGUGUUGGUUGAGCAUGUACGGCGUCCUGAACUUCAUGCCAUGCGGGGACUGCAUUGUCGCCCACUGUGAGUGCUGGGACUGCUGCGUUUCACCGGAGAGCUUCAUGAACCGGUGUAUCCUGCCUUCCGCCCGAAGACUGCUGGGAUAGGCUCCAGCAUCCCCCCGCGACCCUGACGGAGAAGCGGCUUAGAAAAUGGAUGGAUGGAUGGAUGUUAUGUUUAUCUUUUUGUGUUGGAUGUCUUUUUUGGAUUUGUCCUACAUCCUUCUGGCACAUUACAAAAAGUGUCCAAUUCCCAGCACCACCACAGGAAAGGAUCAAAUGAUUGAAAUACAAAGGAUUUAACCACAGACCAUUGUUCUCAAAAACAUGUUAAUUGUACCAUUUCAUUUGAUAACACACACUGUGCAGACACAUAACAACCCCAGAAGAAUUUGCAUAUUUGUGUGCGUACCCUACUGGUAGUGCUGUCAUUUCUCAUACACAAUUAUCAUACAUAUUGUUAUCUUAAUAUGUAGAACAAAGGUACAUUGCUUAGGGCAAUUCAUUUACUGCCUUUAGACAAGUCACACCUUCAAAAUGCAAAUGAAUGAGAUUUCCAGGAAUUAUAACCCAUCCACAUAUAUUGAGACAAAUUCAAACUGAUGUAACAUAACUCACAUCUGUUUCCUUUGACAAGAAAUCAGCAGAAGGAUUUAGAAAAUGAGUGUAAACAUCAACUACCUUUUUACAAGGGUCACUGUGUUUGCGCUCACUAUAGUACUACCUACAGUACUGACUACAGUAAAAACUUCAAUACCAUCUAAAACCAGAAAUUGCAAGAUCAUUGACGAAAGGAUUAAUUCUGGACAUUACUAUAAUGUGACGGCCAAUGGAAAUUCUAAAGGAGCUCCAUGUGUUUUCCCAUUCUUUUACAAUGGAUCAUAUCAUCAUGACUGUGUUAGUUUUGAUCGCCCUAACCCAUGGUGCAGCACGACUGAUAACUACACCAGAGAUGGACAGUGGGGAGAAUGCCUCAACUAUGAUGUUUGUCAAGGUCACAGCACUCUCUCUGACCCAUGGCGGAACAUUGCCUUCGGCUCUUUGCUUGUCUGGAAAAUGCUUGACCUUAACUUGCAAGAAGGAUGGUAUCGCUUUAAUGGUACUGGUGGAGAUCAAAUGGCCUACUACUGCUUAAGUAAACCUGGGUUUAAUUACAGUUCAAUUUCUGUAAAUUUGACCUGGAACUCAUGUGAUCCAGUCAAUGGCAGUGCACAGAAUCUAGACUGUGGUGCAGGACUGAUCCUCUACUACCUCAUUCCAAUUAGAGGAGCUUAUAGGACAAGUCACUCUUCCUGCAAUGCAUCUUCCUGUGGGACGAAUGUUGCAUGUAAUAAUUCUGAUGGUGGAUGUGCGUGUGACUCUGAUAAAUAUCUAAUGCUCCAUGACGAAUACUAUACCUGCAUAGCUAGAUCAAACAAAAUUGGGUACACAUUCAUGGAUCUACAAAAUAUCCAGAACAAUCAUCACAAAGAGAACACCAAUGGGAACAACGUAGUAGUCGUGCUCCCUGUGGUGUCAACCAUACUGCACAACACCACCGAAGUGCAGCUCAGCAGCCCUUUCAACGUCAUCCAGCAAAACCCUUCAUAUGGCUAUCAGGUGACCCAGCCCCAGGUCAGGCCAUUACAGGACUCCUCCACAACAACUCCCAAUGUUCCCAAGCCAGUUGAAUGGUCAUGA
This is a messenger RNA of Pygocentrus nattereri (red-bellied piranha), 1972 nucleotides long. RefSeq lists its product as uncharacterized. The record is from RefSeq and is a predicted model, not a curated record. The transcript has 8 exons. Bases 953 to 1972 code for a protein of 339 amino acids. NCBI's taxonomy places the organism in Eukaryota, Metazoa, Chordata, Actinopteri, Characiformes, Serrasalmidae.